CGCUGUCAUCUCGUCGCAUCUCUUCAGUCUCUCGUGCACCUGUCUCAUCAUAAAACCAUGACAACUCACUCACGGCUGAAAUUUACGCGUUUAAUAACACGGCGUCGCUGACGUAACAAUGCCAGGUACCGAAUAACGUCGAGAUAAGAGCAAAAAAUCCCGUCACCGUGUCGACAAGCAAUCGAGCCGAAGUCACGCUCCGAUACGCAACAUCACACGCGUGCCAAGGGGAGAGCGUUUUACGCGCGGCAGAUGCGUCCCUAUCCUCGCUGAGAUGAUGGCUCCGUGGACGCUCUUCUGCAUCCUCGCCAUUGUGAAAAGCAGUCAUGGAGCAGAUACAGAAGAGAGACUGGUGGAGCAUCUUCUUAAUCCGGCCCACUACAAUAAACUGAUUAGACCAGCGACCAAUGGCUCUGAAUUGGUGACGGUGCAACUGAUGGUCUCGCUUGCCCAGCUCAUCAGUGUGCAUGAGAGAGAGCAGAUCAUGACCACUAAUGUCUGGCUUACACAGGAGUGGCAGGAUUACAGGCUAAUAUGGAGCCCGGAUGAGUUUGAUGGCAUGAAGAAGGUUCGCCUUCCCUCCAAACAUAUCUGGUUACCUGAUGUUGUCCUUUACAACAAUGCUGAUGGGAUGUAUGAGGUCUCCUUCUACUCCAACGCUGUCGUCUCCUACGAUGGAAGUGUCUUCUGGUUGCCACCAGCCAUCUACAAGAGUGCCUGUAAAAUUGAGGUGAAGCACUUUCCAUUCGACCAGCAGAACUGCACGCUAAGCUUUCGUUCGUGGACGUACGACCGCACGGAAGUGGACUUGGUUCUGCGCGCAGAUGUGGCCAGCAUGGACGAUUUCACACCUAGCGGAGAAUGGGACAUCAUCGCCCUUCCCGGCCGUCGGAACGAGAACCCCUCUGACCCUACCUACGUAGAUAUCACCUACGACUUCAUCAUCCGUCGCAAACCUCUCUUCUACACCAUCAACCUCAUCAUCCCAUGCGUGCUCAUCACCUCGCUGGCCAUCUUGGUGUUCUACCUGCCAUCGGACUGCGGUGAGAAGAUGACUCUUUGUAUCUCCGUGCUCCUUGCUCUCACUGUGUUCCUCCUUCUGAUCUCCAAGAUCGUGCCGCCCACGUCUCUGGACGUUCCUCUGGUUGGGAAGUACCUGAUGUUCACCAUGGUGCUGGUGACUUUUUCUAUCGUGACAAGCGUGUGCGUGUUGAACGUGCAUCACCGGUCGCCCACCACACACACGAUGCCACCGUGGGUCAAGCUUGUGUUUCUCAACAAGCUCCCCGCAUUGCUUUUCAUGAGACAACCGCGCAACAGCAGCGAACGGCAACGUUUGCGACAGCGUCGCCGUGCCAAUGAACAGCAGGAAGGUGGUUUGGCUGCAGGGCUUAUGGCGGGGCUGGGCCUGGGCGUGUCUACAUCUGGGAGUAAAGAAAACAAUGAGGCAUGCACUUGCUACGUAAACCGAGCCUCAGUAAAACAGUUCGGGGCAGAGUUGGGUGGCGGGGGGUCGAUGGAUGGACUGAAUGGGUUGAGGGAAGGGGGCAGAGAGGCCAGGGAAGGAGGUUCGAAUACAUUGCAGAGCUCUGCUGUGCCUCGAGGGAAGCAACAGAAUCCUACUGUCCUCACACAGGCCCUGUUGGCCCAGGCCUGCCCAGGGUUCGAUGAGGCUGUGGAUGGAGUCCGCUUCAUAGCAAACCACAUGAAGAGUGAGGAUGAUGACCGUAGUGUGAGCGAGGACUGGAAGUACGUGGCUAUGGUAAUCGAUCGCCUAUUCCUCUGGAUCUUUGUGUUUGUGUGUGUUUUUGGCACAAUCGGGAUGUUUCUUCAACCACUGUUCCAAAACUACACCGCUAAAACUAUUACCCACACACCUGGCUGACAAACCCCCUAACACCGCAACACCAAGAGACGCUACCCACCAUCAGUCGCGAGGGGAAAAGGGGAGGUCUGCCCAAGAGGAAGGGAAUUUUAACUGGUGUUUCUCUGGACUUAUCUGUAUGGUUUAUACAAACCUUUUGGGAAUAUAACAACAAAAAACAUACAAUCUGGAUUUGUUCAUGCAAGAUCCUUGUCCCCUCCUUUUAAGUGAAAACCACAGAAGCCAGUCGGAGAGGAAGGAGACACCAGUUUACCAGUUGCUCUGCAAAUCUAAAGCCAUGCACCACCCAUAAACUCCACAAUAAUGAGCCCUUUGCAGUUACACAUUCAAUUUGUCACAAAUACAUGCAACCAAGUCAAAAAACAUUGAAUUUACAUGCCAGCUCGCUAUUUUUUUUUAUUUUUUUUGUAGUGAAAACACAGCAAGUAGUUGUUUCUGUGCAAACAUAUGUCUGGUUCUUGGAAACAGGGCUUUUAUGCAGUAUUGUAUUAUUAAUAAGGUCAAUAAGUGAAUUGUUUUAACACAACACACAUUUGGAAAGUUGGCACGACAAAAUUGGUGUAUUGUUUGCAAGUGGAGCAGGUUAAAUAUGGCAAAUAAGUGAGGACUUUUGAUUUAUCAUUAAUCUCUGUGGCCUAUUGGAGACAUUACAGGGGUCCCAGAGUGGGCAGGCAGAAUGACUAAUACAAAAACAGCAGAGUCUAAAGCUAUCUUAUUCCUGCAGGAGAACACAGAGAUCAACUAAAAGGCAUGAUUAUAUUAUGUUUCACUGUUUAUCUGUCCACGUUUUCAGAUUGGAUAAACUGACUAUAUCCAAGCAUUGCAAUGAUGUUAAGCCUCCUAUAAAUUGAAUCUUCAUGCCCUUUUAUUUUCUUAUCUCAUUUGCUCCUCUGUGCUUCUUUUCAUUGCUACAGUAUAAUCUAUGCUCUUGUACAUUGCAACAUGCAUUGCAGUGCACGCUGUAUAUCAAGUCUAUAUUCAAGGGUCUAGUCCAGCGCAGGAGGAGUAUACUUUCACACUAACCCACAUUCAUUUGAAUUGUAGUCUGUCACACUUUCUAUUCAACUUUUUGUAAACCUGUUCUGCAUUACUGCUCAUUUAAAGUAAAUGCUAUGAAUAUGUAAAGCCUACACCAUUCCUGUAUUUUAAAACACAUCCGGUCAGCCAUUUUGAAAUUUCAUUGAUUUUCAUGUCGGAAGGUCAAAAAUUGCAAGAUCAGACAACAGUGAAUCUGCAUAGUCAAUACGCUGCUGACAGCUCAUGAGUCAUGAUUACAAAGCAAAGCAAUAAAAUCACAGCUAUUUCCUCUGCUAACUAGACCUACAUAUGCUUCUUCGAGUUUACACAUGGCAUCUUUUUGGUGAAGUCCUCAUAUUCAUCUACACUCACCUAAAGGAUUAUUAGGAACACCAUACUAAUACUGUGUUUGACCCCCUUUCGCCUUCAGAACUGCCUUAAUUCUACGUGGCAUUGAUUCAACAAGGUGCUGAAAGCAUUCUUUAGAAAUGUUGGCGCAUAGGAUAGCAUCUUGCGGUUGAUGGAGAUUUGUGGAAUGCACAUCCAGGGCACGAAGCUCCCAUUCCACCACAUACCAAAGAUGCUCUAUUGGGUUGAGAUCUGGUGACUGUGGGGGCCAUUUUAGUACAGUGAACUCAUUGUCAUGUUUAAGAAACCAAUUUGAAAUGAUUCGAGCUUUGUGACAUGGUGCAUUAUCCUGCUGGAAGUAGCCAUCAGAGGAUGGGUACAUGGUGGUGAUAAAGGCAUGGACAUGCUCAGAAACAAUGCUCAGGUAGGCCGUGGCCUUUAAACGAUGCCCAAUUGGCACUAAGAGGCCUAAAGUGUGCCAAGAAAACAUCCCUCACACCAUUACAUCACCAUAAUGGUAGUAAUAAAGGCAUGAUGGAUCCAUGUUCUCAUUCUGUUUAUGCCAAAUUCUGACUCUACUAUCUGAAUGUCUCAACAUAAAUCGACACUCAUAAGACCAGGCAACAUUUUUCCAGUCUUUAACUGUCCAAUUUUGGUGAGCUCAUGCAAAUUGUAGCCUCUUUUUCCUAUUUGUAGUGGUACACGGUGGGGUCUUCUGUUGUUGUAGCCCAUCCGCCUCAAGGUUGUGCGUGUUGUGGCUUCACAAAUGCUUUUCUGCAUACCUCGGUUGUAACGAGUGGUUAUUUCAGUCAAAGUUGCUCUUCUAUCAGCUUCGGCCCAUUUCCCUCUGACCUCUAGCAUCAACAAGGCAUUUUCGCCCACAGGACUGCCACAUACUGGAUGUUUUUCCCUUUUCACAACAUUCUUUGUAUACCCUAGAAAUGGUUGUGCGUGAAAAUCCCACUAACUGAGCACAUAGUGGAAUACUCAGACCGUCCCGUCUGGCACCAACAACCAUGCCACGCUCAAAAUUGCUUAAAUCAUCCUUUAGGUGAGUGUAUAUAGUUCAUUAAACCGAUUACACAAACACAAAUCCCUACGGAUUAAAAUGAUAUUCUGCACUAGCACUCGAAAUGACCUCGCUCUUUUACUGGCCGUGCUUUGUUGCAUACUUCAUGAGUUUACUGCUGUUGUGCUGUGGCUCUGUCAAUCACAAUACCUUCCUCUAAUGUGUACAUUCCCCUCACCAGCACUGAUCUUCAGAAAGCCCUGUUACAAACCACAGAGCUGCACAGUACAGCUGCUCUAUUACAUUAACAUGUUCUAACCAUUAGCUUUUAAAGACAUUACAGUAUAAGAGUCAUGAUGUAUGUGAAUUAUUUUGUUUGGGCUCCUAAUGGUUUGAGUUCUCCAAUGACUCACCUUUGCCCUUACACCUAUUUACAUGAGCAAUGAGACUGUAUUUACCAAACGGAGUGUCUCUAUUCAUUAAAGCAUCCUGUCUGUGAGAGAUAGAGAGAGGGGGGAAGGAUUUUAUAUCCAAGCACUAAAGAAUGAAGGAAGGAGGAAGUUAUGCAACACCACAAUCAAAUCAACCUAUUCAGUACUGCAAUAAUACAGAACUGUGACAUCACUUUGAUUCUGUGUGAAACCAUGUGUUGGCCAAUAAGUGUGCACUGUCUUAUUUACACAACAAUGGCACUAAAAUAUCUGCCUCCUACUCUCACUUCCUUCCCUUGGCUGACGUAUCAUCACAUAUAUCCUGUCAAAUAAAGUUUAGAAGUUUAUUAUACCACCUCCUUGUGUUUGACAAUUUUUGGGUUUGGUUUGGAAGCAUUAAAAUGUUUUGUUUUUUUUUUGCACAAAAAGUUUCACUCACAACAAGUGUCGUCCACUUAAUGCAAUGGACUCGUUCUUUAUUCUUAUAUUGAAUAAGAUGGCAGAAAGAGCAUUUUAAUGUUGGCUUGUGUUGUUCUGCUGUCCAGGGACUUGUUUACCAGUCUAUGAACUCACAUUCGUUGGCAUUGGCACCUCCUGACAACAUAAUAAAUUCAUGUUUUAUUUCAAGUUGGCUGCGCAUCUUCCUUAAUGAAAGCACUUUAAGCC
This is a messenger RNA of Paramisgurnus dabryanus, 5356 nucleotides long. It is a transcript of the gene chrnb2, whose product is annotated as cholinergic receptor, nicotinic, beta 2. Gene Ontology annotation, cellular component: postsynaptic membrane. The record is from RefSeq and is a predicted model, not a curated record. Lineage: Eukaryota; Metazoa; Chordata; Actinopteri; Cypriniformes; Cobitidae. Gene Ontology annotation, molecular function: acetylcholine-gated monoatomic cation-selective channel activity; transmembrane signaling receptor activity. Gene Ontology annotation, biological process: monoatomic ion transmembrane transport.